This is a messenger RNA of Theobroma cacao (cacao), 2234 nucleotides long. RefSeq names its product ENTH/ANTH/VHS superfamily protein. Gene Ontology annotation, molecular function: clathrin heavy chain binding; SNARE binding; 1-phosphatidylinositol binding. NCBI's taxonomy places the organism in Eukaryota, Viridiplantae, Streptophyta, Magnoliopsida, Malvales, Malvaceae. Gene Ontology annotation, cellular component: clathrin-coated vesicle; clathrin-coated pit. The record is from RefSeq and is a predicted model, not a curated record. Gene Ontology annotation, biological process: vesicle budding from membrane; clathrin-dependent endocytosis; clathrin coat assembly.
ACCCAACAAAACGAACCAGAACACAAAUGCUCAUUAUUUGUUCGACUUUUCUUUGCUCUCUCUAAAAGACCAUAACUCCACCGAUCAAUUCCUCUCUCUCUCUCUCUCUGAUUCAGCCUCAGUAUUUUUGAUUGAGAGGGGGAGAGAAUGUCUGGCGGGGGUACUCAGAAGAGCUUGAGGAAAGCACUUGGAGCCAUCAAGGAUACCACCACUGUUUCAUUGGCUAAAGUCAAUAGUGAUUAUAAGGAAUUGGAUAUUGCUAUAGUUAAGGCCACAAAUCAUUAUGAACGUCGUGCAAAGGAAAAACAUAUAAGAGCUAUUUUUGCUGCCAUUUCAGCUACUAGGCCUCGGGCUGAUGUUGCCUAUUGCAUCCAGGCUCUUGCAAGGCGGCUAUCAAGGACUCAUAAUUGGGCGGUUGCAUUGAAAACUUUAAUAGUCAUUCAUCGUGCUCUGAGGGAGGUGGACCCUACAUUUCAUGAAGAAGUCAUUAACUAUGGCAGAAGUAGAAGCCAUAUGCUUAACAUGUCUCAUUUCAAGGACGAUUCCAGCCCAAAUGCAUGGGAUUAUUCUGCCUGGGUUCGCACUUAUGCCUUAUUCUUGGAGGAGAGGCUGGAAUGUUUUCGUGUCUUGAAGUAUGAUAUUGAGAUGGACCGCCCAAGAACGAAAGAUUUGGACACUGCAGAGUUGCUUGAGCAGUUGCCAGCUUUGCAACAGCUCCUUUUCCGCGUUCUUGGCUGUCAGCCACAAGGUGCAGCUGUUCAUAAUUUUGUAAUCCAGUUGGCGCUUUCAAUGGUGGCUACUGAAAGUGUCAAAGUUUAUCAAGCUAUAAGUGAUGGUACAGUCAAUCUCGUAGACAAGUUCUUUGAGAUGCAACGUCCAGAUGCUAUAAAGGCUUUGGAUAUAUACAGGAGAUCGGGGCAACAGGCCGAGAGACUUUCAGAAUUUUACGAAGUAUGUAAAAGUCUUGAUGUUGGGCGUGGAGAAAGGUUUAUUAAGAUAGAGCAGCCACCUGCAUCAUUUCUACAAGCCAUGGAAGAGUAUGUAAGAGAAGCUCCACGGGCUUCAACAGUUCGCAAAGAUCAGGUUGACAAACCCAAGGAGGUGUUGGCCAUUGAGUACAAGAAAACCCUGGAGGUGCAGGAGGAAUGUAAACGUUCACCAUCACCUCCUCCUCCUGAACCAGAAAAAGUGGAGAAAGUGGAAGAGCCUAUUGUUGAACCACCUGAUUUGUUGGGUUUAAAUAAUUCUGUCCCAGUUGCUUCAGAAUUAGAUGAGAAGAAUGCCUUGGCAUUGGCUAUUGUUCCUGCUGAGCAAAUGACUUCUGCUGCUGCUCCUGUUCAAACCAAUGGUACUACUGGCUGGGAAUUGGCACUUGUCACUGCUCCAAGUUCAAAUGACAGUGCUACUGCUGCUAGCAAACUGGCGGGAGGACUUGACAAGCUUACAUUAGACAGCCUGUAUGAUGAUGCAAUCAGAAGAAGCAACCAGAGCGUGACCUAUAAUCCCUGGGAACCAGCUCCUAUGUCUGGUGCCAUGAUGCAACAACCAGCGCAUGACCCCUUUUAUGCUUCCAACAUGGUUCCUGCUCCACCUUCAGUCCAGAUGGCAGCAAUGGCCAAUCAGCAGCAGGCUUUUAUGUUGCAGCAGCAGGUGAUGAUGAUGGGCCCGCAACAGCAGGCUUCAAAUCCUUUUGGCAAUCCUUAUGGAGCCAGUGUCCACCCUUACGGCUCAGGUAUGCCAGUUCAAGCACACAAUCCAUAUACAGGCCUUCUAUAGAUGCUUUGUGCAAAGAACGUGUUAAUAUAUCUUGAAGCACAGGAAAGAAGAAAUAUGCCAAUUGUCAGCUGUGAAUUCAGAGCAUGGAAAAUGCUUGAAAGAGUAGGAAAUUGUGUACCAUAUGUUGUGAAUGUGCAGUAGUUAGCUAGAUUAAGAUUCUUUGUUAAAUAAUUAGUGAGAGAGAGAGAGAGAGAGAGAGCGAGCAUUUUGUUAUUGAUUAUUUUCAUUGAUGAAGGUUGGUAAUAAUGCUUGUAGACUUGGUUAAGUUUUUCAAUUUUUCUUAAACCUGCUAAAGUGUUGAUGCUGAAGCAGGAGCUUUGUUCCUGUUUUGUUUCAGGAUUUUUCCCCCUUCUUUUUCAUUUUGAGUCUUUUAAGGUUGUAGAUGAUAGAAAUGAUUUGUAAUCUUUUGAACUGUUCCUACGCACUUAUAUGAUGAGGAAGCAUGAGUAUUAAAUUUC